This is a messenger RNA of Trypanosoma cruzi, 1530 nucleotides long. Its product is annotated as aminopeptidase P, putative. Lineage: Eukaryota; Euglenozoa; Kinetoplastea; Trypanosomatida; Trypanosomatidae. The transcript has a single exon. Gene Ontology annotation, molecular function: manganese ion binding; metalloaminopeptidase activity. The coding region runs from base 1 to 1530 and encodes 509 amino acids. The record is from RefSeq and is a predicted model, not a curated record.
AUGCACUCAGAGGAGUGUUACGUUGUGGAGCAAAACACGCCAACGAAGACGACGAUGGCCUCAAAUAACAAACAGAAUGGCCAUAAAGACAACGCAUGCACCGCGUAUCCCUUUAAGGUGAAACGCGAGAUGUAUCGCGAGCAGCGACAGCGUCUUGCAGCCGCGUUGCUUUCAAGCAAAGAUGCGACGCAUGCAGCAUUUCUUCAGGGUGGAUCGGAGGUUCCGGUGAACUCGUCGGAUAUCAACUACCUCUUUUGGCAGGAGAGUUACUUUGCGUACCUGUUUGGCUGCGAUAUUCCUGACAGUUUUGGUGCUGUUCUCGCCGAUGGCAAGGGCCUUCUUUUCAUCCCUCGCUACCCCGUUUCCUACGCCGUCUGGAUGGGUGAGUUGCCCACACCAGAGAGCGUGAAGCUUGCCACAGGAUUGGAAGAAGUGUAUUACACCGACGAGAUUGAAGCUGCGCUCACCUCAAAAGGUGUACAAACCGUUGAAGUCCUGGAUGGUGUAAACUCGGACAGCGGUCUUCACGUUCUCACGGCAAAGCUGCCAGAAGGAUCCAAGGUGAAGAUCUCUAACAAAUGGCUAUUUGGCGUACUUACCCAACAGCGUUGCCACAAGACAGAUCUCGAGGCAGAGCUUUUGCAGUAUGUGUGCAGGGUCUCCAGCGAGGCACAUAUUCAUGUAAUGCAACACUGCAAACCUGGUAUGUCGCAACAUCACCUUGAAUCCACCUUUUUGCACUAUGUAUACUACCACGGUGGCUGUCGCAAAGUGGCAUACACCUGCAUCUGUGGCACCGGUCACCAUGGGGCUGUUCUGCACUAUCCGAACAAUGAUGCCCCCGUUGAGGACGGGUCAAUGGCACUUCUUGAUAUGGGUGGUCAUUACAUGGGCUAUGCAAGCGAUAUUACAUGCUCCUUUCCCGUUAAUGGUAAGUUUACUGAAGAUCAACGAAUAAUCUACAAUGCUGUGCUGGACGCCCAUGACUCCGUAAUGAGGCAGUUGAAACCAGGCGUGAACUGGGUCGACAUGCACAAACUGGCUCUGCGUGUGAUGUGCGAACACCUUGUGCGGGCCGGUAUUCUUUUGGGGGAUGUGGAUACCAUUAUGAGAAAACGUGUUAUGGGUCUUUUUCAACCACAUGGCCUUGGCCACCUCAUGGGCAUGGAUGUGCACGACGUCGGUGGUUACUUGGAGGGAUGCCCCCCGCGGCCUGAAGAGAGUGACUGCUGCAAGUUACGUAUGGCCCGUGUGCUGGAAAAGGGAUUUUGCCUAACGGUGGAGCCCGGCUGCUACAUUAACCGCACUCUUCUCACCGAUGCCUUCCAGAACCCGGAGUUCAAGCCCCACCUCAAUGAGGCCAAGCUGCGCUCUUUGUGGAACUUUGGCGGAGUGCGCAUUGAAAGCGACGUUCUCAUCACGGAGACGGGUGCAAUCAACAUGACACUCGUCCCCCGCACCGUCGAGGAGGUUGAAAAGACAAUGGCUGGUGCCCCGUUCUCGCGGGAGCCUGAAGUAUUCACCCACUGA